AUGGAGGACGCGGACCACCAUUUCAGCGUGCUGACACCGCUCUCGCCUCUCUCAGCGUCGUCCCCAGACGACCUACACGCGUCCCCACCGAGCUUCCUGCCCGCAGCCUCGUCCGCAAAGCCCCAGAAACCUAAGAAAAAGCGAAAGGCAACGUACGUGUUGCGGAAAAAAGAGCAGUCCGCGUUACAGCAAGAAGUUGAGCAACUAGAAAGCCAAGUUGCCGUACUCAAGUCGCACUCUCUCCCACCCGAAGAGGCCGCUAAGGCUGACCCACAGUUGCAUGUUGCCAAUGCUCAGUCGUUGCUCUCUCGGUGUCUAGGAGACCAGCAUACACACCCACUGUAUACACGUAUCCGGCUGACGAAAGACUGGUCAGGAAAAAGAGCAACGCUGCGAGCUAUACGCGCCGAAAAGUUGCGGAAUGCCUACGAGUACAUUAUGGCGCGAAGUAGCCACUCACAGCCAGAGAAGAUGCAGCUGUCGGACGAACGCUUCGAGUCAUCACAGGGCGAUCUGUGCUGCGUACGGUUUGAGACGAUCCACUUUCGAGGCGUCGAGUCGCUCGACCAAGUAUACAACGCGCUCAUCUUCUACAUGACCAACAUGGAGAUCAGCAUCUCUGAGCGGUUGGGGCACAUCACCGUGCGAGAUGAUUACGAUUCCAUCGAGGGCACGGCCUAUAACUCUCGAAUCGCAUCCACCGAAGAGUGCGGCGUCACAACGGAGAUGAACGCUGUGUCAUUUCCGCAACUUUUUGCCGACAACGAACUGGGUCUAGGUGUCCCUGCUUGCGCCAUUAUGGCGGGCCACUGUGUGGAUGAGGAUGAGCUGUAUCCAUACAAUUAUGUAGAGAGAAUGAGGAAAGAUGUGUCCGGCGCGGUGCUGCUUCCGGCGAGUAGGAGGAAAGAGACCGAACUCGUCGUGACGAUGCGCCGCGCUGCGUUCGUCAAGCUGCACAAACCCACGCUCCCCGUGUCACCGUUUGCGCUGCAGGAGCUGUAUGAAGGAAUCGCACGCUGGGGCGACGUCAUGCUCAAGACCAUCCGUAGUGUUGUGUAUGCUUCUCCGUAG
This is a messenger RNA of Phytophthora infestans T30-4, 1071 nucleotides long. RefSeq lists its product as uncharacterized. The transcript has 3 exons. NCBI's taxonomy places the organism in Eukaryota, Oomycota, Peronosporomycetes, Peronosporales, Peronosporaceae. Bases 1 to 1071 code for a protein of 356 amino acids. The record is from RefSeq and is a predicted model, not a curated record.